Molecule: messenger RNA, 6029 nt
Organism: Nyctereutes procyonoides (raccoon dog)
Lineage: Eukaryota; Metazoa; Chordata; Mammalia; Carnivora; Canidae
Gene: AKT3
Product: AKT serine/threonine kinase 3
Exons: 14
Coding region: 365-1804 (479 amino acids)
Biological process (GO): protein phosphorylation
Molecular function (GO): ATP binding; protein serine/threonine kinase activity
Source: RefSeq, a predicted model, not a curated record
CCGCGGCCCGGCCCGGCCGGCUCCCUCCUCCCUCCCCUGCAGCCUUCGCCUGCCCUCCCGCCGGCCGCACCGGGCUCCAGGGGGGCCAGAGGCUCUGCGGGGUGGGGGGAGGACAGGAGGGGAGGAGGAGGGAGGGGGGACCCCCGAGUCGCCCCCUCUCCUCCCCCCGCCCCCCCGGCUCCAUCCUCCGCCGCCGCCCGAGCAGCUGCGGGGCCGCCGCCGCCGCCGCCGCCGCCGCCGCCUUUGCAGGCUGAGUCAUCACUAGAGAGUGGGAAGGGCAGCAGCAGCAGCAGAGAAUCCAAACCCCAAAGCUGAUACCACAAAGUAGCAUUUCUCCAAGUUGGGGGCUCAGAGGGGAGCCAUCAUGAGCGAUGUUACCGUUGUGAAAGAAGGCUGGGUUCAGAAGAGGGGAGAAUAUAUAAAAAACUGGAGGCCAAGAUAUUUCCUUUUGAAGACAGAUGGCUCAUUCAUAGGAUAUAAAGAGAAACCUCAAGAUGUGGAUUUACCUUAUCCCCUCAACAACUUUUCAGUGGCAAAAUGCCAGUUAAUGAAAACAGAACGACCAAAGCCAAACACAUUUAUUAUCAGAUGUCUCCAGUGGACCACUGUUAUAGAGAGAACAUUUCAUGUAGAUACUCCAGAGGAAAGGGAAGAGUGGACAGAAGCUAUUCAGGCGGUAGCAGACAGACUUCAGAGACAAGAAGAGGAGAGAAUGAAUUGUAGUCCAACUUCACAAAUUGAUAAUAUAGGGGAGGAAGAGAUGGAUGCUUCCACAACCCAUCAUAAAAGAAAGACAAUGAAUGAUUUUGACUAUUUGAAACUACUAGGUAAAGGCACUUUUGGGAAAGUUAUUUUGGUUCGAGAGAAGGCAAGUGGGAAAUACUAUGCUAUGAAGAUUCUGAAGAAAGAAGUGAUUAUUGCAAAGGAUGAAGUGGCACAUACUCUAACGGAAAGCAGAGUGUUAAAGAACACUCGACACCCCUUUUUAACAUCCUUGAAAUAUUCCUUCCAGACAAAAGACCGUUUGUGUUUUGUGAUGGAAUAUGUUAAUGGGGGAGAGCUGUUUUUCCAUUUGUCGAGAGAGCGGGUGUUCUCCGAGGACCGCACACGUUUCUAUGGUGCAGAAAUUGUCUCUGCCUUGGACUAUCUACAUUCCGGAAAGAUUGUGUACCGUGAUCUCAAGUUGGAGAAUUUGAUGCUGGAUAAAGAUGGCCACAUAAAAAUUACAGAUUUUGGACUUUGCAAAGAAGGGAUUACAGAUGCAGCCACCAUGAAGACAUUCUGUGGCACACCAGAGUAUCUGGCACCAGAGGUGUUAGAAGACAAUGACUAUGGCCGAGCCGUGGAUUGGUGGGGACUGGGGGUCGUCAUGUAUGAAAUGAUGUGUGGGAGGUUACCUUUCUACAAUCAGGAUCAUGAGAAGCUUUUUGAACUAAUACUAAUGGAAGACAUUAAAUUCCCUCGAACACUCUCUUCAGAUGCAAAAUCAUUGCUUUCGGGGCUCUUGAUAAAGGAUCCAAAUAAACGCCUUGGCGGGGGCCCAGAUGAUGCAAAAGAAAUUAUGAGGCACAGUUUCUUCUCUGGAGUCAACUGGCAAGAUGUAUACGAUAAAAAGCUUGUACCUCCUUUUAAGCCUCAAGUAACAUCUGAGACAGAUACCAGAUAUUUCGAUGAAGAAUUUACAGCGCAGACUAUUACAAUAACACCACCUGAAAAGUAUGACGAGGAUGGUAUGGACUGCGUGGACAACGAGCGGCGGCCGCACUUCCCUCAGUUCUCCUACUCCGCCAGCGGCCGGGAGUAAGGCCCUCGUUCUGCUCCUUCACUGUCAUCCCAGAUUUCUUCCUGAAGAUGAUUCCUGGACAUCACAGCAGUCGUAGCUCUUACAAAGCAGGAGCGCCUCCAGACACCCCAGCCCACUCUCACCCCCACAAGAACACACAUGUACGCAAACACACUUGUUUGUUUUUGCAUGAAAUUGUAUCUCCGUCUACGGUCUCAUGCUGCUGCUGCUACUGUCUUACUAUUCUAGCAACUUUAAGAGGUAAUUUUACAAUCUUUGGAAGUCAUGAGCCCACCAUUGUUCAUUUGUGCACCAGUUGUCAUCUUUCGAUUUUUUAGUUUUUGUUUUUCCCUAACAGUGAAGGCUAAAUGAGAUACACUGAUUCUAGGUACAUUUUUUAACUUUCUAGAAGAUAAAUCAAAAACUAAUUAGACUAAGAAGAUUUAGUUUAUAAUUCAGAACAAACAAUUGUGGCAGGGUGGUGAUGUGCAUAUGCAGAAUUUUAUUUAGGAAGGCACAGGAGAUCAGUGCGUACCAUGGGGAUCUCGCACCCAGACCUGGCCGGAAUCCAUAGGGAAGCAUCUGAGAGAAGGACCGAACAACUGUUGAGCUAGAGCGAUAGAUACACACGUAGUCCCUGUUGGACACUGCUGAGGAAGCCCGCUAUUCCACCUGGACAUCCAGAUUUCACGGGUGGUCGUUGGCAAGAUGAACACUGUUCUUCCAGGGAAGGAGGCAUAUGCACAGCAGAGGCAAGGUCGCUUACAGGCUCUAUGACACGAUUUGCACCAGAGAGCAUUUUUCCCCCCCUGUGCUUGGAAACCUUUUUCCCUUCUUGAUAUUUAUCACCUCUGAUGGCUGAAGAAUGUAGACAGGUAUAAUGAUCCUGCUUUUCACCAAAAUUUGUACACCAAGGUAAACAGGUGUUUGCCUUAUUUGUUUUAAGUUUUGACUUUCAGUUCUUCGUGGAUUAGCUUUUUCUCGGAUGUUAAACCUUUGAAUGUCCUUUUAUGAUUUUGUUUAUAUUGCAGUAGUAUUUAUUUCUUAGUGAAGAAAAAUUGUGUGUCAUGUUAGCAAAUGCAGCUCCAACUUACAUGAACUAGACUCACUGCAGUUUAUUUUGACCCAUGUGCAAGGAAUGUACACGCCAAUGAGAAUCAUGCACUUUUUCUCCUUUGUAACAAAAUCUGAUGAGGCUCUGAAAUUGUACAUAUUGGUUAGAAUUGGGCUCUGGGAGAAGAGAUGCUGGCACUGAACCCCUUGGUGCUCAAAGUGAGAAAAUCCCCAGGUCUCCGUGCUGAGGGGUUAAGGAGAUGGAAGGAUGUUGCUGUUGCUCGUUUGAGAUGGAAAUGCUCUGACGGCCUGGUGACACGGGGCCGUGAAGGAAACAGAAUCUGCGUGACCGUGACAAAUGCACCGUACUUGGCAAAAUGCGCACAUCUCGAGUAUUCAGAGUAGGCAGUAAGGGAUAAGAACCUGGUGUGUUUAUUCCGAUCAUGGUACAUUUAUCACUGAUUUAAGCCAUCAGGGAGAAAACAAAACAACACACAAAAAGAACACCUCCAACUUUUCUUUUUCUGUAUAUACUCAUGUCCCCAGAUUCCAACAUUUCUCACUGAAAGGGGACAUGUAUGCAAACCUCAUCUUUCUCCUUCAUUAAUGAUGAUCUUCAGAUUAAACCCUUUGGUGCUAGGAGCUGACAUUUUCCAAAGCAGCCUAUGAAGUCCAGGGGCCAGGGCCGUGGCUGCGAUCCUGGAGAAGGAUGUGGUCACCCGAUCUGACAGCUCCCCGUGGAGGACGGCAGCGUGACGUGGGAUCACUGUUGUCAGAGGAGCAAGUGACUUUCUGAGGAGGAUGAAUCCCAUUCAUAUGCAGAUGUCUUAGCCUCGGACGCUGGAGUGUGGAUCUGUAGACGAGACACCACUGCUGGCGGUGGGCAGGCCACUGGGACUGACGGGGGUCAAAGGGCAUUUUACUAAGGCAGCUAAGACAUAUUCAGACAUAGGUUUUAUCCUAAUUUUUCAUCUUCCUACCUGAGUGAAGUUCAUCCUUAGCAUGGAGUAGGAAGUUACAGGAAAUGGUAGUUCAUUCUUACUUACACAUGUAGCUUCACUUCUUCCCCCUUGGAAUUCUGUUGACUGUCUCACCUGGACCAGAGAGUAGCCUAGAAGGUGUGUCCCGUAAGUCGUCUCGCAUCGUCAGGGCUGAGGGGCGCGGGUGCGAGGCCGAGCGGGCGGCUGAGGCGCCCGGUCCUGCGGAGCCGCAGACCCUCUCGGCCCUUGGAGGGGGAGGCGACCCCGUACACCAAGCACUUCCGUAGCUUCCCCCCCUCAGGGGACUUCCGUGACCUUGGCCAAGGACGCCUCCUGAGGACGGGUGACCGCUGGCCGGCCGCGAGCCGGGCUCGCUCCCUCGGGCCGCGGGCGUCUCCGUGGCUUCCAGGCGCAGCCUCCGCUUGGCGCUCGCGCCCGGGGGAGAGGGGGGGAGGGAGGGCGGGAAAGCUGACGCGUGCGUGAGAGUGCGUGCGUACGCACGCGAGUACGUGCGUGUGCGUGUGCGUGCCCGUGCGUGGAGGUCCCGCGCCGCCCCGCCCCGCCCGACUCCCCCGGCGCCUGCCCUCUCGCGUCCGCGCCGCCAUCGGGGGACGGGCCGUGUCCGCUUGGGUCGCUGGCAGGCUGCUCCCGGCUUUGCUUUCUACACUCGCUCCGUAGCGUCAGUCCAGUAUUGUUUGCAGCGCCCGGUCCUGGUUCCGGCUUCUUCCCGCUGACUGUUCUUGCAGGGGCCCCUCGCUUCUCCUCGAGGGCAGGAGGGAGGGCCGCCCCACUAACUGCAGGGUCUCCGUAUUACACCUCAACGUACACACUUUGCUGCUACUGUUCGUACUGUCUACAGUAGAAUCUCCUUAUCUUGCUCCUGGUAGUGCGUUACAGGCAAGCAUGAAAUGUAAAGUAUUUAUUUAAAUAAAAAGAAAACCUCUAAAUUGGUAAUUGAAUUACCUCCCUGUAGCUUUAUAGUUUGUGACAUUUCUUGACCUUGCUAGUUCUUUCAUUAGAUCCGCGCAAGAUCUAGUCAUCUGGUUAAGGAUUUUAAGCAGACGCAACUAUGAACCCAAGAAAAACUGUAUUACUAUUAUUGUCGGUCAUACUAAAACUGUUCAUUUCUUUAAGCAUAUGACCCACAAGGAUGUGAAAUAACUACAAGAAACUGUUUUUGUACACUGUACAUCCUUAGUAUUUUUACACGUAUAUGAUAGGGAUGCACAUUAUUUUCCUUCGUACAGACGGCUUAAAUAAAGCACUAUGUCAAUCUGCUACUUCUCUGUUUAUUGUUGUUGGACGUGGUUCUGUAGUCUCAGAAAAUGGAAUAUUAUUCUUUUCUGGAAAAAAAAAGGAUUCUUAAUAGCUCCAGCUGGUAUUAACCCCCCCCCAAAGUGUGCAGGAGAAUGACGUCCGUCUCUCCUAGCCCAGGUCACACACAGGAUGGCUGCGCUCCUACUUCACUAAGAUGGCAGUAGUGCGGUUGUGCCAACGUGGACGAGGGGCCCCGCUUCUGACGGGGAGGUGCCGACGGCUCCGCGACAGUUCUGGGGCAGGAAGAAGGUCUCCUCCUAACUUCCCACCAGGCGGCUCGGGCCGGGACGCUUCAGGAGUGUCGCUCCUCGGUAGUUGAGUCUUCCUGAGGACGUUACCCAUGUGGCUCUGCAAACUUCUUCCUCAGAGUGUGUGUUGGCAAAUGAACAAACUUAGUCGUGGGUGAGAGGUGGGUAGGGCGGCUGGCGUACAGCCUGAUCAUCUAGACUUGUUUUGGAUGGGGACUUUUUCUGAUUUUACCUCAUAAACCUACUCUUGUACAGACUUGGCUUUGCUCAUGUGACUAAUUGGCUUUGGGACCAAAGUCAGGCAGGCACGCAUGCGUAUGUCGCACGCCGAAUCUGAGGGCAUUCUUCCAUGUGCUCUUACCGCACAACCACCGGGAUGGACAGAUCCAGGAGGCUAACAUAAAGUGACCUCUACAAUUCUUUAAGGGUGCUAUUUGUAGAAUAUCGUGUGAUUUACUUACUGUAGUCCUAAAACAAUUAGGGACGACUAACCGCUCUUACGUGACAACCUUGAUGUCUAGCACGUUAGAGCAAAUCAAACACUGAAUCCAGAUAGAAGUUCUGCUCUCUCAGGCUGGAACCUUUUCCAUGCUCCAGAGACUUGAGAACAGGUCUUUGCGUGUGUAUCAUCCCAGCGCCUCCAAAGCC